AUGAGUUCAUCUACAAAGCUUAAUCUUGAUUCUUCCGAGGUAGAAGUGAGUACAACUUUGUAUAGGAGCAUUAUUGGGAGCUUACUCUAUCUUAUAGCAAGUAGACCGGAUAUUGCUUUUAGUGUGGGAGUUUGUGCUCGAUAUCAAGCUGCUCUGAAAGAAUCCCAUUUGACAGCGGUGAAGCGAAUCAUAAGAUAUGUCAAUGGCACUCUGGAUUAUGGCUUGUGGUACUCAAAGGAUUCUAAUGCUUACCUUGCAGGCUAUUUAGAUGCAGAUUGGACUGGAAGUGUGGAUGACCGGAAGAGUACCUCAGGUGGCUGUUUCUACCUUGGGAACAAUCUUGUCUCUUGGAUGAGCAAGAAACAAAAUUUCGUGUCUCUCUCUACGGCAGAAGCAGAGUACAUAGCUGUUGGGAGUUGCUGCACAUAA
Quercus lobata is the source of this 429-nucleotide messenger RNA. Its product is annotated as secreted RxLR effector protein 161-like. The transcript has a single exon. Lineage: Eukaryota; Viridiplantae; Streptophyta; Magnoliopsida; Fagales; Fagaceae. The record is from RefSeq and is a predicted model, not a curated record. The coding region runs from base 1 to 429 and encodes 142 amino acids.